Scylla paramamosain (green mud crab) is the source of this 5723-nucleotide messenger RNA. Its product is annotated as fucose-1-phosphate guanylyltransferase-like. The transcript has 7 exons. The coding region runs from base 3367 to 5295 and encodes 642 amino acids. Gene Ontology annotation, molecular function: transferase activity, transferring phosphorus-containing groups. The record is from RefSeq and is a predicted model, not a curated record. NCBI's taxonomy places the organism in Eukaryota, Metazoa, Arthropoda, Malacostraca, Decapoda, Portunidae.
UUAUUGUUAAGCCUCGUAUUUCAUGUUUUUGCACCUCGUUAGCAAUAUAUUGAUGUGACUCAGCAUUCCACGGUGCCACAAGCGCUCCAAGCCUCCACCACAAAACUCUUACUAAUUAACCAUGACAGGAAUUAUAAAAACGUCAAAAAAAUCCAACUGCCUAAUGUUAUCAGCUGAGGUGGAGGCAGCCUUCCCCAUUUGUCCGCCAAUAUCUGCUUCAUUUCUCACUUAUUGUAAGCCUAACACGUCACUAAGUGGAGCCCCAUGACUAGGCUUUCAUAUCCGCUAGCUAGAUAUAUCCGCCAUUGCCUCAUUUAGUUACGAUGGAAGAAUAACAGGCAAAAUAGCGGCCGUUCUCUCCACUGUCAAGGGCCGCCAUGAUGCCUGGCUACCUCUGCCAACCUGCCUCAACCUGUGGGUUCCAAUAUUUUUUUUAUUUUUUUCUUAACUUCUUUAUUCUGCUGGUAUAGCAUGUUUUUUAUGGUUUAUAAAAAUAAUUAUUUGCUUUAGAAGUGUUUUCGUGGCUUGUGUUGAGUUGUGUUCAAUUUUGUGUUGCUUGACGAAAAUGCGGGGUGUUUUUUUAGCAGUAUUUUGACAAACUUGAUUUUUUAUUUCACGCUCUAACUACGUCUUUUGUAUUUCUAAAAAUUGCUUAUGAUUUUUAAAUUGUUUUUUCGUUCCUGUUGAGAGAAAUAAGUGGACUUUAAAAAUUGUUUAUGGUCCUGUUAAAAGUUGUGAUUGCAACACUUUUUGUGUUAUUGUCUCUCUAUUUCAGCUUGUAACUAACUUUUCAUUGCUUGAAAAAAUAGUUUGUAUGUUUUAAAGUGUUUUAUCUUAUUGUUGAGUCAAAAUAGGUGGACUUUUCAGUGUUUUUUAAUCGUAUUUAGUUUCCAACACUUGUUUUUUACACAAUUUCGGUUUUAUUUGUUUAUUGUUGUUCCAGGUAACUUUUGAUUGUGUAAGAUGAUAGUUCAGAUUUUUUUAAAUUUUUUACGUUCCUAAAAAUUCAAAUAUUGGGGACUUUUCAAUGAUUUAAAUGGUGCCGAAUAUUUCAACACUUUUUUCAUAUUUCAUUUGGAUAUUUUUUAAAUACUACUCAGGCUGGAGCUGUUUUAAUAUUGUGAAUGUAAGUUUAAGUAUUUGUCAAGUCAGAAUAUAUAAGGCAUUCCAGCCUAGCUCCAUUUUUUCGAGGAGUCAAUUUCAAAAUGAAAUCCGUUACGGUACGUAAAUUUGCCGUGACGUCACGGCCGCCAUCAUGGACCCUGGACCUUUAUCGGCUCUGCUGUCUCCUCGGUAAUAUUUAUCGUAUUUUGCAGUGUUUUCCUGGUGUUUCCACGUCUUUCUAAACUCAGACGUGUAGAUAAGAGUAGAAUGAGUAAGAAAAUAAGAGAAAUAGAGGAGGAAGAUGAAGGGAGAAGGAAUAGAGGAGGUGGUAAAACAGAAAAAUGGUAAGAAAACAAUAUUUAGGUUAAUUUUCCCUGCUGCCCUGUCUGUCUUUGUAGUAUUUGUCUUCCGUGACAGUGCUUUCAGUGUAUUUGGUGUGUUUAGGAGGUGUUGGAGUGUGUCUGGAGGCGUUUAGGGGGUGUUGAGUGUGUGUUCAUGGAAUCUGGUGAUGUUUGAGUCCAUAUUUAGCGUUCCUGGUGUGUUUUGGGGUGUCUUAGGCUUGUUUAGGAGUGCUUUAAGUGUGCUUUGGACUGUUUUCAAUGUUUUGGGAUGUUUCAAGUGUAUUUUGGGAUGUUAUGGAUGAGUUCGGGUGUGUUUUGUGUGGAUACGGGUGAGUUGUGGGUGCGUUUGUGGGUAUUUUUGGGUAUUUUAGGUCAGUGUGGGUGUGUUUUGGGGUGUUUUAAGUGUGUUUUGGGCCGUUUUCAGUGUUUUGGAAUGUUUUAAGUGUGUUUUGGGAUGUUAUGGAUGAGUUUGAAUGUGUUUUGGGUAGGUACGGUGUGUUUUGGAUGCGUUUUAAGCCAAUUUGGGUGAGUUUUGGAGUAUUUUAAGUGUGUUUGGGUAUAUUUUGGUGCCUUUUCGAUGUGUUUAGGAUGUUCUUUGUGCGUUUAGGAAUGUUCUAGGUAUGUUUAAGGUGUUUUAGUGUGAUUGGAGUUGCUUUUGAGGUGUUUUGGUUAUGUUAUAGGCAUGUUGCAGAUAAGAAAGGGGUCUUUGAGGGUAGAAGUGGUGUGCUUGAGGUAAAAUAAAAGAUUCUGGGGUGUUUUGGGGAGAGGCUGUGAUAAUAGAAGCGUGUCAGGGAUGUUAUAGCGUGUGUUGUGAUAUAUGAAAGGAGGGAAAGUGUGUGUGUGUGUGUGUGUGUGUGUUUGAAGGAAGAAAGGGGUGGUGUUUACGGGUCUGGGAUGGGAAAACGAGUGAUUUGUUUUGUAGCCUUCAGAAAAAAAAAAAAAAAUAUUAAGAAAAAAUAUUAAGUUUUUACAGUGGGAAAAUUUUGGUGGUGAGGGAGAAAAUAACUGAAAUAUUACCUCAAAUUGAACCUAACGUGGUGGAGCUUUACACUCCUCAGCUGCAUUUUACCAUAAUUUGAAGUUGGCUGAAGUGUGAUUCGGAAUGCUUUAGGUGUGUUUUGGAGUGUUUUAAAUGGAUUUUGGUGUGUUUGGGUGCGUUUUGGAUGUGUUACAGGGUGUUUAAGUUGCGUUUGGGAGUGUUUUGGCGUGUUUAAGUGCGUUUUCAAUGUGUUUUGGGGUGUUUUAGGUGUGUUUGGGUAUGUUUUGAGAUAUUUUAGAUGUUUUGUGUAUGUGUCUGGAGUGUUUUAGUCAUUUGAGUGUAUUUUAAAUAUGUUUUGGGAUAUUGGGUGUGUUUUGGUGGUUUUAGGGAUAGUUUGGAGAGUUUUAGAUAUAUUUGAGUGUGUUUUGAAUGUAUUGUUUGCGUUUUGGGGGAUGUGUUGGUGUAUAUUGAUGUGAUAGGGAUCGUAGGGAUAUUGGAGACAGGUAUUGGGGGUGUCAGGUUAUAGACGGAGUGCUUCAGGUAAGAUGAAAGAUUCUGGGUUUUGUGGAGGGCCUGCGAUGUUAGAAGCGCGUCAGGGUGUUGUAACGUACUUUGUGAUACUCUGAUGCUCUGGAGGGGGAUACUGAGGUAGAGGGGUACGAGCAGGAGGGUACUGGUUUACUAUUGAAAGUAGUGGAGGUGCGGGCAGAAGUGUUUCAAAAUACGGUUCUUAGUGAGAGGUAAUGAGGAAUUGUAAUGAUGAGAGAGAGGGAGGGUGGCCCUGUACGCGUGGCAGAUUUGACAGCAGACGGAUACAGGCCUCUCCAGUCGCUCUAAACCAGAACUCGGCCUCUCGCUCCGCUCUCACCUCUCCCACAGCACUGCCACUGAAGCACCCCAAAGCCUGCACGGUGCACUGCCCGCCUGUGUGUGCUGGACGCCAUGAGGAGCCCGGGGAGUCGUGAAAUAAGGAGAACAAUGCGGGAUGUUUUUCGUUCUUACUCUUCGCUGCGGGAUGAAAAGAGCAGCAACAAGACACCUUUCUGGGACGCUGUGGUGCUGACUACCUUCGAUGAGGCUCAGCGGGUGUGCUUCCUGGAGCAGGUGCAGCGCAAGAGAGCCAGUGGACAGUUGCCGGAGGUUCCAAUCUACGUUGUGGCCGACCCGCCAGGACAGAAGCUGGGUGUGGGCGGCUCCACCCUGCACGUCCUCUCGGAGCUCUCCACUGAGUUUGGCUCGGAGCUCUACAGUAAAAAACUCCUUAUUAUUCAUUCAGGGGGAAGCAGCCAGCGCCUCCCCUCCUACAGUGUCCUGGGGAAGAUAUUUGCUCCGGUUCCUGUAGAGGGUUUGCGUGUGGGAAAUGCAGUGCCGCAGAUGCUGGACCUCAAGCUGGCACUCUACCUGCCCCUGUGCUCCCUGCUCGGCCCCGGCACUCUGGUAACCUGUGCUGACGACAUAGAGACCUACUGCCUGGACCGGGCCUCUCUGGACACGGAGAGCCUGGGAGGUGCUGAUGUGGUGGCGCUGGGGCAUCCCUCCACCCUGGAAGUGGGCACAGGGCACGGGGUGUAUGUACUGCAGGGUGGGGGGGCAGAGGUGGCACUCUCUGGCACCAGCAGCGUGCAGGAGUGCCUGGAGGUGCUGCAGAAGCCUUCCAUCAGUGCCAUGCGGGCCAGCGGUGCCGUGUUCUGCAGAGGAGGCAGUGAGCAGCACCAGGACCAGCAGGAGGAACAGGAGGGGCAGGAGGAGGUGUGGAGUGACAGUGUGUUCUGGCUCAGCAGUGGUGUGUGCCGGCGCCUGCUCAAGUGGUACAAGGACAACCAACCCUUGCCGGCAGAGUUAGAUGCAUACGCCCACCUCCUUCCCUGCCUGGGCACGCGCAUGGCGGCGGCCAGGGCGGAGGACUUCUCUGACUUCCGCUCCCAGAUGCUUCCCUUGGUCCGCGGCGCCUCCUUCAAGGUCAUUACUCUCCCUCAGUCCAAGUUCUAUCACCUGGGGACGAUGCAGGAGUACGUGGGGAACUUCAACACUGCCCAGGAUUUCAUCAGUGAGCUGGGGAUUGACAGGAACACCAGCAACAUGCGAGGGAGUGCCAGCGUGGAGUGCCUGGUAAAGGAGGGGCAUGGCGAGGAGAAGGAGGUGGGAGAGGACACUGUUAAGCACGCCAGGAUGCAAGGAACUAUCAUAGAGUCCUACUUUUCAUCCCCUGACGUGCGGAUUGAGGUACAAAACACAGGGACUCGUUACGUCAUAGAGCACUGCAGGAUUGGUGUCACCUUGAGGCUGUCCGGUGAUACCAUCCUCAGUAACUGCACCAUUGUUCCCUGCCCUGCCAUGCCACACACCCCAGGCACUGCAGUCCACCUCCCAGCUGGCACCCUCUUCCACACAGUACCAGUCACAUACCAGGCCCAGAGUCUCUAUAUCACUGUGGCCUUUGACCUGGACGCCCGCAUGAAGGCAGAGUCUAGUGACCUGAGGGAUGUGAGGGCAUUUGGAAGGACCCUGAAGGAUGUCAUUCACACCCUUGGACUUGAGGAGGUAAAGGAUAUGGGAAAAAUAUCAAAAAUAUCCUUAUGGAAUGUAAAUAUUUUCCCUGCAGCCAAAACCGCGUCUGAGAGCUUCUGGCUGACACAUGCUGCUGUUUGUAAGGUGAUGGGAGUGAGUGAAGGGCCAGAUGGGGUAGAUGGUGCACUGAAGGGGCAUGAGGAAGGGGGAGAUGGGCAUGGAAAUGGUGUAGGAUGUGAUGGUGAAAGGAAAUGGUUCAGUAUGAAGGAUGUAGUGGAGAUGAAGGAUUUAAACACACUAUUAGAGGACAGGACAAGGUUAGUGAUGAGUAUUCGUGAUGGUGUGGGUGUUACUAGGUCCUGAAGGCUGUGGUGAGGUGGUGAAGUGUGGUGUGGUUGCCUUAAGAGGGUGUGUGGUGGUGUGUGGUGUGGUGAGGUGCACUGGUGUUGAGGGAGUGUGAAGCUUGUGGUUGUUUUUAAAGGAUGUGGUAAAGGUGCUCUCUCUCUCUCUCUCUCUCUCUCUCUCUCUCUCUCUCUCUCUCUCUCUCUCUCUCUCUCUCUCUCUCUCUCUCUCUCUCUCUCUCUCUCUCUCUCUCUCUCUCUCUCUCUCUCUCUCUCUGUGUGUGUGUGUGUGUGUGUUUUUAGUAUCAAAGAGUGAAGGUUGUGGUGUUUCUAGCAUCAUGUCAUUUAAAAAAAUUAUUAUUAUUUAUUAUUAUUAUUAUUAUUAUUAUUAUUAUUAUUAUUAUUAUUAUUAUUAAUAUUAUUAUUAUUAUUAUUAUUAUUAUUAUUGUU